AAAAUUAUUUGGUUUUCGUUGGUUUCCUGUAGCUGCUGACUGUGUAGGAACGUGCCAAUAUUUUAAACAAGCUAUUAUUUAACCUCUUUAUUAUGACUUCGGAAACAAUCGCUACACCACCAUCGGUUUCAUGGGCUCAGAGAAGCACUCGUGUUUUUUUGACAUUUAAUGUUGAAUGUGAAAAACCGGAUAUAAAAAUUGAAAAGAAAUCAGUUUCAUUUAAAGGAAUAUGUGCUCCAGACCGCAAACUACUUCAAGUUGAUAUACCCUUGUAUGCCGAAAUAGACCCCGAGAAGAGCACACAAGUCAACAAAGGCAGAUACAUUGAGCUCGUGUUACUAAAAGAAAAGACUGAUGAGUCAUUUUGGCCCACACUAACAAGUGACAAGAAGAAGCACCAUUGGCUAAAGGUGGACUUCAAUCGCUGGCAGGAGGAGGAUGAAAGUGAUGAUGACAUGCUUGAGAUGAAUGACAUGUUUUCAAACAAAAUAGGCCCAUUUGGGGAUGAACUUGAAAAGGACGACUCCAGUUCUGCUGAGGAAGAGGAUCUUCCUGAUAUAGAAUAGACAUUCUUGUAACUCCAUAGUCAUGUAAAACUAGACAUUUAGAAGUGCAUUAUUAGCCUGUAGCUAUAGCGGUUAGCAAAAUGAAACUGCACUUUAUGCAGAAAGCAAGCCGCUUUGCCCAGUGAUACUAGGGACCAAUCUGAAUGAUUUCAUCUGAGGAAACACAAAUUUCAUCCACUAGAAGUCAAGAUGGCGGACCUUUUUCAAAAUGGCGGCUGCAAAAUUUAAAAAAAUUGUAGACACAAAACGGGUGCACCGAUUUAAGUGAGUACAGUUCAACGUAAUUCAAGGAGUAAAUGUGACGUCCCACGGGUAUGGCGGUUGGCGCUUAAGCUAUUAUUAACGCCGCCCCAAUACUAUCGCGGUGCUAUGCGACGUAAGCGGCAGCCUCUACAAGGUUCCUUUUCCGUGGAACGUCACAAAUAAUAAGCGGCAAUACAUUUAUUUAUAGAUCAAUAAAUAAAGUAAAUAUGUAUUAUUUUCUUUUUUUACCUUUAAAUAUAAAGAAAUAUCAUCAAAGUUGUCAGUUUUGAUGCGAGGGGGCCGUUUCGGACUGGUGUUACGCGCUUUUUGUAAUGCGUAUAGUUAAAAAACUACUUAACGGAUUGUCAAGUGUUUUAUUUUAUUUUGUAGCUAAUAUUAUCAGGCUUCAUUUAAAUGAAAGAAUAUGUGACCAUACUAUAGAACAUUUAGUUGUUAUUUUCAGUAGAAGGAAAAAAAUUAAAAAAAAAAAAACAUAAUUUUCUUAAUAUUCGGCCGCCAUCUUUAUUUUCCUAUAUGGUAUUUUUUUCUGAUUACAGGUGUCAAUACGAAUUAUUUGAUAUAUCAAUCACUAAAAUCGGUGCACCCGUUUUGUGUCUACAAUUUUUUUAAAUUUUGCAGCCGCCAUUUUGGAAAAGUUCCGCCAUCUUGAAUUUUAGUGGAUGAAAUUUGUGUUUCCUCGGAUGAAAUCAUUAAAAUUGGUCUAGGGACUGGGCAAAGCGGCUUGCUUUCUGCAUCAAGUGCAGCUUUCGAUGUUAUAUCGCCGUAACCGCUAGUACUACGGGUCCACACAGAGCGAGCCUAGGCGCGAGGCAAUUUCCUCGCGCACAAAACGACCAGGGCAGAUGUGCCUCGUGAGGCACGUCUAAAUAUGUCGAUACGACAUGCGCACCUCGGCCAAGGCAGGCCUCCUUCACUCGCUCAAGGCCACGCGCUAUAUGCCUACCGCUUGGCGUAUCGUCGACGAUACAACCGACAGAGGGCCGCCGAACGCCCGCCUGAGCGCUCGCACCGCACGUUUCCCGCGCCUACGAUUCGAAAAGCCGAAACCACGUAAUUAUUGUGCAGUAGAUGGGUGUAAAAGUCAAAAAACAAAGGAAAAUUUGUCGUAUUUACCGAGUAGUAUUUUAAAUCUAUCUUUAUGAAUUUUGUCACCAUUUAUUUCUUUGAACAUAAGUAGGUAAAUCUUAAAUUAAGGAGUUUUUUGAGUCAGGUAAUAUAAUUGUUGUUUUUAUUAGUCAAUCAAAUAUUUAAAAAAAUAUGGUUGAUUCGCAACAUUCGUUUUAUUACAAUAAUAACAUGUAACAUUACAACCCUAGCGCAUUCUUACGAUGACGCGUUGGCACGUGACUCGCACGGCGAGCAAGGUAGUCUCGACUCUUUGUGCGCGUACUUAUGGUACAUUUCUUCUCGUCCUGAGCAGCAGGUAUUAUUAUUAAGAUUUUGUAGGCUAUUAUAGCGUAGGUAUUUUCGCUUUUGUAUGGGAAUGAUGUAUCUGUUACGUAGUAACUAUUUAUUAAUCUGUGGCCAAGGCACGUCUGCACUGGCCGUUUUGUGCGCGAGGAAAUUACCUCGCGCCUAUGCUCGCUCUGUGUGGACCCGGCUAUUAAUGUUUGGUAGCUAUGAUUAGCCUUAGUAAUUUGGCAAAAGUAUUUGAAAUUAGUGGUUUGAAUCAGGUUUGUAUUUGAGUGUAGAAGUUGGGCCACUUUUUCUUUAUUAUUAGUUUUACGGGAACUAUGAUGACUCGUUAUUUAUAAGUUUUAUUGUAAAAAUUAUCAGAUUAAGUUUAGAGG
Cydia strobilella is the source of this 2620-nucleotide messenger RNA. RefSeq lists its product as uncharacterized. Lineage: Eukaryota; Metazoa; Arthropoda; Insecta; Lepidoptera; Tortricidae. Gene Ontology annotation, cellular component: nucleus; cytosol. The record is from RefSeq and is a predicted model, not a curated record. Bases 93 to 566 code for a protein of 157 amino acids. The transcript has 3 exons. Gene Ontology annotation, molecular function: protein-folding chaperone binding; Hsp90 protein binding. Gene Ontology annotation, biological process: protein folding; chaperone-mediated protein complex assembly.